UUAUAUUGCCUUCAAGUAGGACAUCGGAUUCAAAGUUGAAAGGAGGAGGAGCAAGCCCAGGAUACUACUCUGAGGUUCACAAGAAAAGCAAAAGGCAGAAAAUAUAAUGGGAAACACAACGCAAAAAUCCCAGGAAACAGAAGUAGAAGAACCAGGACAGAUACAACAAGAAGAAGAUUCAAACUUUACAUGUGAAAUUUGCAUCGAACCUAUGUUAGCAAUCAGGAAAUUCAAGAAUGGUAGCCUGUGUAAACAUCCUUUCUGUUUGGACUGCAUAGCCAAAUAUAUUGAAGUAACAGUUGAGGAAUCCACUGGCUGCAUUGAAUGCCCUGGGCUGAACUGCAAGCAACCUUUGGACCCUCUCUCAUGCAGGCUUAUCAUCUCGAAGCCAAUAUUUGAGAAAUGGUGUGAUCAUCUAUGUGAUUCUACGGUUUUAGGGUCUGAAAGUUGCUAUUGCCCAUACCGAGAUUGCUCCGUGUUGGUUUUGAAUGAGUGUAUGGAUAACCUGAAGAAGAUAAAAUGUCCUAACUGCAAGAAAAACUUCUGUUUUCUUUGCAAAAUUCCGUGGCAUGCAGGAUACCGGUGCAAUGAGAGCAGACAUCUAAGAGAUACGAAUGACAUUCUGGUUGGUGAACUGAUUGAAGAGAAAAGGUGGACUAGAUGUUACAAUUGUGGUCACUCGGUUGAGCGAGUUAGUGGUUGCAGGGAUAUAAAAUGCAAAUGUGGGGUUCAGUUUUGCCACCAAUGUGGAGGGCCAUUCCAUUUCGGUCCUUGUAAGCACAAGUUCUGUGGAAAUGUUCUUUGCAAUAUGUUUAUUUUUAUGAUGUUACUGGCUUUCUGCUACUUCGUAUAUUUUGAAGUACAUUCAGUCCCAUCAAGAAAAGGGUAGACUCACAGUUGCGCUGGCCAUGUCUAGAUAAAUUUUCGAGCGUGAUGUUUAAGAAAGAUGUUGUAACUUUCAAAAAAGUUUGUGAAUGAUGUUCUUCUAGUACACAAAAAUAAUAUACUAGUUUGUUCGGUGGUUAGGUUAGAACUUAACAGGGGUUAGUUUUGUUCUAUCCUUGAACCUUUUCUACUUGGGAGAUGAACAUCCAUGAAAUUCUGGACAUGUUCAGUUAUUGUUACAGGGAAAGUUCUGAUUUGUUGAUCUGAUUCGUAAAAAUGUCACAUCAUUCUGAUUGAUUAUUUAUACAGCAAUAUCAUUCUGC
This is a messenger RNA of Populus euphratica (Euphrates poplar), 1208 nucleotides long. RefSeq names its product probable E3 ubiquitin-protein ligase RNF217. NCBI's taxonomy places the organism in Eukaryota, Viridiplantae, Streptophyta, Magnoliopsida, Malpighiales, Salicaceae. Bases 107 to 889 code for a protein of 260 amino acids. Gene Ontology annotation, molecular function: zinc ion binding; ubiquitin-protein transferase activity. Gene Ontology annotation, biological process: protein ubiquitination. The transcript is spliced from 2 exons. The record is from RefSeq and is a predicted model, not a curated record.